Leptopilina boulardi is the source of this 1831-nucleotide messenger RNA. RefSeq lists its product as uncharacterized. Lineage: Eukaryota; Metazoa; Arthropoda; Insecta; Hymenoptera; Figitidae. The record is from RefSeq and is a predicted model, not a curated record. The coding region runs from base 86 to 1657 and encodes 523 amino acids. The transcript has 2 exons.
ACCUAACCUUUAUUGUUUGAUAAACAAAUGGAAAACAAAACAAAAAGUUCAAAUUUGAUAUAUAAUAAAUAAGUGGUAAAAAGAAAUGUUUAUUAAAACAAUCAAACCUGAUUUUAAAGCAAAUAAUUUUUUUAUAUCCAAUUUUUAUGGAGAAGAAAAAUGUUUUGUUUGGAGAGACGAUCAAUUAAUUGUUUUUUCAUACAACGAAAAUAAUGAUUCUGAUUGUACAUUACCUUUAACAAUUAUAACAGUACCUGGUACAUUAAAAACAAUUCAAAAUUUUGAUGAUCGUGUUUUUAUGAUUUGUAAGCCUUGUGGAAUUUAUAAAUUAACGGAAAAAUUACAAUUUGCAAAUUUAAGUAAAAGUGGCAUUGGAUUAGGAUGUCUCUUUUCAAAUGUAUUUUCAUUUUCCGAUAAAUGUGUACAUUUAGAAGAUAAACAAAACAAAACUGUUACAAAGUUAUUUCAAGUGCCAAGUGAUAGUGUUACUUCAGAUGAAUUUUCAAGUGUUAAAUUAAAUGUUAAUGAAACAGAUGAGGCCUUUAGAAUUGCAUUUUUAGAAGACAAUGAGGAAGGUGAUGUUUGUUUAAUUGCGUAUAACAAAUUUCUUUAUAAAUUGACAAAAAAUGUUAUAAUAUUAAUCUACAAUUGUGAUUAUACAAUUAAAGAUAUAAUACCUAUGCAAAAAAAUGGAGUAACUGCUGGCAUCGCACUUUUAACAAUUUCAACAGCUGUGAUUUUUAUUUAUUUGGAGGAAAAUGAAUUGAAAUACGAUAAAAUCUAUUUGAAUUAUGAUGGCAGUAGUAUAACAGCGUUCAGUGCUAAAAUUGAAAAUAAUUCAGAUCAUAUUUUAUUUAUUUAUUCCACAAAAUCAAAAACAUAUCAGUGUAGAAAAAAAUUUAGUUUUAAAUCUGUACAAACUAUUUUUGAAGAUGAUCGUGUUUAUAUUGCCUUAAGAUUUUACAAAUCUAAUUUUGCAUUAGGUCUAACUUCAUUUAACAAAUUGUGCAAGAUUCAUUUAAGAAAGACGUUUGAAAGUAUUUCGGAACAAGAUCGUAUUUAUGUUGAUAUGAAAUUGGAUAUGAUGCAAGGCACCGAAUUGAUAGUGGAUAAAAUUUGUGAGAGGGCAAAAGAGCUUCAACAUUUGAAUGACAUGUUACAAGAGCACAAAGAUAUUUUAAAUAGAAUCAAUAUGUAUGCAUAUGAAACACGUGAAAAAUAUUGUCCAGCGUUGCGUGUCAAAAAAUUGUCAAAUAAAACAUAUUUAGAAGCAAAAUUUCAAAAUGUUUUGCCUGUUAAUUCGCAAAUUGUAUUGGCCGCCAAUUGUGGUGAUCAAAGAACAUAUUCUAUCAAAAAUGUUGUCAGUUCAGAAACACAAAUUGAUUUACCAUUAAUACCACAAAGUAUAUCAAAAUCGAUUGAUGUAACUGUUGAUUUAAUAACUUAUAAUCCAAAGGAAGAAUCUGUUUGUAUGAUCAAAGAUUUUAUUAAAGAUCCAGAUAUAGAUGAACGAGGAAAUUUAUCAGCGCAAAAGGAGAAUUUUAUCAAACUUAAAAUGAGAGCACUCAAAAAUUUUAUAAACGAGGGAAAAAUAACAAUGGAACUAUUGUCUGAAAUGAAAAAUGAUAUUCGUAUCGAAAUGCAAAAUACGAAUUAAAAUUGCAAAACCUUUUUUUCUUUACUCUAUAUGCUCAAUGUAUUUGAUAAUUAAGUUAAUUUUUUUUAUACUAAAAUUAAACUAUUUCAUAUCAUUUAAAGUUAUAAAUAUACUAUUUUUGCAUUUAUAAAUUAUUUGUUGUUCUAAGUGUAGAAAAUAAAAAAAAAAUUUCUA